GCAAUCUACGACGGCCUUACUCGUACCUUCUCUUCUUGUGAUCCUCACGACUAACUCAGUAUAGCAAUAUGAGUCGAAGAAACAACGCUGUGCGUGGCCCGACGUCGGCGCUCACAGAAUUUUUGCGUGAAUCUGGUAUAACGCCCACAACAAUAGCACGUAGGGUGCAGACCCGUGCAGCAAACGAAGCUCAGGCAGCGGCGCGCCCUGCCGCAGGGCCAAGCAACCAGGCUCAGCAGGAAGAUGGGGACGUGGUUAUGGAGGAGGCGCAGUCAUCGCUGCCUGUAGAUGGCUAUGCGUCAGAUAAUUUAGACGAGCCCGAUGAGCCCGCACCAAAGAAGCGUAGGCAGAAUAAGGCUACCGAAGCGAAGCAGAAGGAGAAAGAGAAGGCCAAGGCCAAGAAAAGGGCCAACAAGGGGGACGAUGACGACUACGAGGACGACGGACAUGAGGACCCCUACUCCGCUCUAUCAAAGAUGUGGAAGGGCGACCUGCCGAAGCCCCCCAUAGGCAGUUUCGAGAAAUGCGCACGAUGCGAGAAGCAAUUCACUGUGACAAAGUAUACAUUGGCUGCGAAUCCUCCGCCAGGCUGGUUGUGCCAUAUAUGCGCUAAGUCCUCUGGCGCCGAUCCCUUCAAGAAGCCUGCUGCGCCUCGCAAGCGUAAGCCUGCAGCUGAUAAACGUAACGUUGUGAGCUAUGAGGAACGACGGUUCCCCAGCCUCGCGUCUGUUUGUAUUGAUGUGAUCAGUAAGCACAUAGACGAUGUGGAAGCUCUAGGUGAUAUUGGAACGAUGAACGUGGAAGAAAUUGCGAGGGCGUUGGCAAAGAACAGACGCUUGACACCUGAGAAUGUGAUGCUCUUCUACGACAUCGAGAAUGUCCGUCUGACGCUAUACGAUGCUACUAAUCUGAAGUCGCCUGCUCUGUGCGCACUUGCAUCCUUGAAUCCCAACCUUACCCAUCUACGCAUAGAGUUCUGUGGACACAUGGACGACGCCGUGAUCAAUACGUGGGCCACGUCGAUGCCUCACCUCAAGCGUCUCGAGCUCUUAGGGCCCUUCCUGGUGCGCCCUCCUGCUUGGCAGGCCUUCCUUGAGGCGCAUCCUGGCCUCGAAGGCUUUCUCAUCAUACAAAGCCCUCGCUUUGACAUCGAGUGUGUCCGAGUGCUCGUCGAGAGCUGCCGGAAUCUCAAGGAACUACGACUUCAAGAGAUCGGCCAGAUGUCGGACGCCUUUCUCGAGUGCAUCAAGCCGCUAGGGGGCCAACUCAUCUACCUCGACCUCUCUAAGCCCGGCAUCGGGGACGCCGUGAGCGAGAAGGCGCUUAUCUCGAUGCUCGAAGCCGUCGGAGACGCGCUCGAGUACCUCGACCUCUCCGGUCACCUGAACAUCACCGACGCGCUCCUCUUUCGUGGGCUUAAGCCGCACGUGCCGAACUUGUCCUCGCUCGUUCUGAACAACACCCCGGACUUAACAGACGCCGGGGUCGCAGAGUUCUUCGACAACUGGAACGCCGCGCGACUUUCCCGGUUCAGCAUGCGCGGGAACCAUGGCCUCGCUGAUGCGGCGAUCGGGGCGCUCCUCAACCACUCCGGCAGCGAGCUGACGCACUUGGACAUCAACGGCUGGAAGGACCUCACUGAGGACGGGCUGAAGGGUAUUCCCGCGAUUGCGACGAACUUGAAGCGCCUCGACGUGGGUUUCUGCAGAGCAGUUGACGAUUUCUUCGUGAAGAGUGUGCUGGAGCGAUGUGUGGAUAUUGAGGAGAUCAUGGUGUGGGCUUGCCAAAGGCUGACGGAGCAUUGCCCUCGGAAGAGAAAUGUCAAGAUAGAAGGUCUAGAGCUAUCAAAUUAGCUGUCAGUGUCAAUCGUGCUUACUAUAUCUGCUUACCAGUUGCUAUAGAUUCGUUAGCUGACGUUCUCUGCUAUGUAUCUCCUCUUAUACUUAC
Molecule: messenger RNA, 1947 nt
Organism: Dichomitus squalens LYAD-421 SS1
Lineage: Eukaryota; Fungi; Basidiomycota; Agaricomycetes; Polyporales; Polyporaceae
Product: RNI-like protein
Exons: 8
Coding region: 69-1853 (594 amino acids)
Biological process (GO): SCF-dependent proteasomal ubiquitin-dependent protein catabolic process
Cellular component (GO): SCF ubiquitin ligase complex
Source: RefSeq, a predicted model, not a curated record